Molecule: messenger RNA, 1020 nt
Organism: Colletotrichum gloeosporioides
Lineage: Eukaryota; Fungi; Ascomycota; Sordariomycetes; Glomerellales; Glomerellaceae
Product: Alcohol dehydrogenase patD
Exons: 2
Coding region: 1-1020 (339 amino acids)
Molecular function (GO): oxidoreductase activity; zinc ion binding
Source: RefSeq, a predicted model, not a curated record
AUGUCUCUCCCAUCGUCUUACAAGGUCGCUGUUGCCGAGACUCCCGGCUCACCGUUGGCUCUCAAGGACAUCCCAAUGCCCACGGUUGGGGACAAACAAGUUCUUGUCAAGGUCCUCGCUUGCGGCGUCUGCCACACUGAUGCUGUAGUCGCGGCCGGCUACUUCGGCAACUCCUUCCCGCGGGUGCCUGGCCACGAGAUCAUCGGAGAUGUCGUGCAAGUUGGCAGCGCUGUUAAGGAAGUGAAGCCUGGAGAUCGUGUUGGUGGCUCUUGGCACGGAGGUCAUGACGGCACCUGUCGUGAGUGUUCUCGCGGUCUUGUGCAGAUGUGCCAGAACGAAGAGGCGCAUGGCGUCACACUGGACGGCGGCUUUGGCGAAUACGUCUUGGUGCGCUCCCAAGCUAUCGUUAGAGUGCCUGCUGAUAUGGACCCCGCCGAAGCUGCUCCUUUGAUGUGCGCCGGUCUCACAAGCUUCAAUGGUAUUCGGAAGAUGGGCAUCGAGGCUGGGAGUCUCGUCGCUGUUCAAGGCCUCGGUGGCCUCGGACAUCUCGCAAUUCAGUAUGCAAACCGCAUGGGAUACAAAGUUGUGGCCUUGAGUUCCGGGAGCUCGAAGAAGGAAUUCGCUCAGGAGCUUGGCGCACAUCACUACGUCGACACCAGCGCCGAAGACCCAGUGAAGGCCUUGACAGCCCUUGGUGGUGCCGAUCUCAUCGUCGCAACUGCUCCGCACGCCAAAGCCAUCUCACCUUUGGUCAACGGUCUCCGAUCAUUGGGAAAGCUUCUCGUGCUUGCCCCAGUUGGAAACGUCGAGAUCGACACCACGGUUCUUUUACGCAAGGGUGCCUCCGUACUCAGCUGGCCCAGUGGCAAUAUCACUGACGCCGAGGAAACCCUCGAAUUCUCAAAGGUUCAUGGUGUAAAGUGCCUGGUCGAGAAAUUUCCUCUGGAGAAGGUCAAUGAAGCUAUGGGCCAUAUGUUGACGGGAUCUGUUAGGUUCCGUAGCGUCCUGGUUGUAGACUAA